ACACAGUGCUUUGCCGCGAAUUCGUGGAGCUUUUCAAAGUUACUUAAGUAACAAAAAAAGGGUUUUGUGUAAAAAUAAUAAGUGAGUUUAAAUCGAAGAAGUAACUGAAGUGAGGUGAGGUGUGAGCUGUUUACCAAGAUGGGGCACCUUAAACUCAUGAUGCUGGCAGUCCUGAUGGCGCUGACGAUAGCUACGGCCACGCCGAAACAACGAAAAAGAGAAGCUCCUCUCAGCUCAUCUUACGGACCGCCUUCGAAGCCCUCUCCGUCCUAUGGUCCUCCCCGACCGUCCCCGAAGUACGGACCACCAUCUAAGCCUUCCAGUUCAUACGGGGUACCAUCCCGACCUUCGUCUAGUUACGGGGUACCGAAACCCUCUUAUGGAGUUCCACGUCCUCCAUCAACGAGUUAUGGAGUACCCACCGGUCCCUCGAGUGUGUAUGGAGCGCCCGGAAAGGGUUCAGGAGGACAUGGCGGUGGCUUCGGAUCAGGGGGUUCAUUCGGUUCUGGUGGACAUGGUGGCGGUUUCGGUUCCGGAGGCGGCAUUUCUUCGUCCUACGGUGCUCCAUCUCCUUCAUAUGGCGUGCCGUCACAUGGAUCAGGGGGACACGGUGGCGGUCAUGGCGGUGGACAUGGCGGCUCGUCUGGUUCAGGAGGUGGAAGCAUAUCGUCAUCAUACGGCGUUCCCUCACCUAGUUAUGGAGCUCCCUCUUUCGGUUCGUCCGGCUCCAGUGGUCACGGCGGAAGUUCUUUCGGUUCUGGAGGAAGUGGGAUCUCAUCCUCAUAUGGUGCUCCUUCUCCGUCUUAUGGCGCUCCCUCAUUCGGUUCUUCGGGUUCCGGAAGUUUAUCGAGCUCCUACGGUGCCCCCUCUCCAUCUGACUCUUAUGGCGCUCCGAUUCCAUCACCUUCUUACGGAGCUCCGUCCGGUGAUUCAGGACACGGCAGCAGUGGUUUUGGAGGCUCAAGUUUUGGCAGCAGCGGUUUUGGUAGCAGCGGUUUUGGCGCAAGCGCUCCCUCAAGUAGCUAUGGCGCUCCGUCGAGUUCAUAUGGCACUCCUAGUAUUGGCGGUGGUCACGGCUCUUCAGGAGGUGGACAUUCUUCAAGUGGAUACAGUUCCGGGGGCGGAUAUAGUUCAGGCGGUGGACACGGUUCCGGAGGCGGGUACAGCUCAGGAGGUUCUGGUGGAUAUAGUUCCGGAGGUGGACAUGGUUCCGGAGGCGGCUAUAGUUCAGGUGGUGGUCACGGAUCCGGAGGCAGUUACAGUUCAGGCUCUGGAGGAUAUAGCUCCGGAGGUGGAUACAGUUCAGGAGGUUCUAGUGGAUAUAGUUCGGGCGGUGGACAUGGUUCCGGAAGCAGUUUCAGUUCAGGAGGCUCUGGUGGAUACAGUUCCGGAGGCGGACAUGGUUCCGGAGGUGGCUAUAGUUCAGGUGGUGGUCACGGAUCCGGAGGCAGUUACAGUUCAGGCUCUGGAGGAUAUAGCUCCGGAGGUGGAUACAGCUCCGGGGGUUCGGGUGGAGGUCAUGGUUCCGGUUCCGGUGGCUACUCCGGCGGAGUGCCAGCCACCAUCAGCCAGGGAUACGACUCCAGCGGCGGCUAUGUGUAUUAAUAUAUUUAUUGUAUCUCUUCAGCUUUGGACGAGUCACUGUCAUAAGAAUGUUUUCUCUACUCGAUCAUUAUUAUAGAGCUCUUACUGCACCUAUUGUUAAGAUCAUAUCUCAGAUCUCCGACACGUCUGUCAUUUUAUAUUCUAUGUAUUUCGAUAUAACAAUUCAUUGUCAAUUCCAAAGCUGAACACAAAGUAACAUAAUGUGUAAGUGAUAUUUAACUUGUAAUAAAAAUGUACAAAAUUAAGUAUAAGGAAAAGACAAUUUUAUACAAAUUAAAUUUGUAAAUAAUA
Messenger RNA from Danaus plexippus (monarch butterfly), 1896 nucleotides. RefSeq names its product loricrin (gene Muc91C). Bases 139 to 1605 code for a protein of 488 amino acids. The transcript has 4 exons. The record is from RefSeq and is a predicted model, not a curated record. NCBI's taxonomy places the organism in Eukaryota, Metazoa, Arthropoda, Insecta, Lepidoptera, Nymphalidae. Gene Ontology annotation, biological process: positive regulation of transcription by RNA polymerase II. Gene Ontology annotation, cellular component: RNA polymerase II transcription regulator complex. Gene Ontology annotation, molecular function: transcription coactivator activity.